Messenger RNA from Osmerus eperlanus (European smelt), 3530 nucleotides. It is a transcript of the gene txlna, whose product is annotated as taxilin alpha. The record is from RefSeq and is a predicted model, not a curated record. The transcript is spliced from 12 exons. Gene Ontology annotation, molecular function: syntaxin binding. The coding region runs from base 96 to 1700 and encodes 534 amino acids. Lineage: Eukaryota; Metazoa; Chordata; Actinopteri; Osmeriformes; Osmeridae.
UCACACUACUUGACACAGUCAGUUGGAAAACCCUACAUCACAUACAUAAGAACCAAGUGCUCAAUCCGUUCAAAAAAGUCCGUGGGUGACUAAAGAUGAAGAACCAGGACACCGAGGAGUCCGUCACGCAGUCAGCUGACGAGGCGCUACCUAGCGCCGGCGAGACGGAGGGACCCGAGAUGGUCAAAGCCGUUACAGACACUUCCAACCUCGCAAACACAGAGACCCCGCCUGCAGACACACCUCCACAGGGCGACGGAGGCGAAAGUGAAGCUGAGCCAGAGGGGGUGGCGGAGGCCGCGUCGCUCCCCAGCCUGGCUCCUGAUGUGGCUGAUGAGCUGAGCCGGCAGCUGGAGGACAUCCUGAACACCUACUGCUUGGAGGAUAGCGGCGAGGACGGAGCGUCCAUCCCCAACGGCCAAUCACACGGACCUGAGCUCAACGGCCUGGCCAAUGAGAGGGAGGACAGCAAGCCAGAGGAAGUGAAAGUGAACGGAGGCGGAAGAGGCGGUUCCGAGAAAGAGCAGAAGAAGAUACAGGACAAAAAAAAAGUGAAAGGACUAGGUAAAGAGAUCACCCUGCUGAUGCAGACCCUGAACACGCUGAGCACCCCAGAGGAGAAGCUGGCCGGACUCUGCAAGAAGUACGCUGAGCUGCUGGAGGAACAGCGUGGCUCUCAGAAGCAGAUGCGUGCACUGCAGAACAAGCAGAAACAGCUGCUUCAGGAGAAGGACGUUCUGAGGAGCGAGCACAGCAAGGCCGUCUUGGCCCGUAGCAAGCUGGAGAGUCUCUGUCGAGAGCUGCAGAGACACAACCGCACGCUCAAGGAGGACGGUGUGCAGCGUGCGCGGGUGGAGGAGGAGAAGAGGAAGGAGGUGACGUGUCACUUCCAGGUGACGUUGAACGACAUCCAGGCCCAGAUGGAACAGCACAACGAGAGGAACGCUGCGCUGAGACAAGAGAACGGGCAGCUGGCCGACAAGCUGAAGAAGCUUCUGCAGCAGUACGAGCUCAGGGAGGAGCACAUAGACAAGGUGUUCAAGCAUAAGGACCUACAGCAGCAGCUGGUAGAUGCUAAGCUGCACCAGGCCCAGGAGCUGUUGAGGGAGUCUGAGGAACGCCAUCACAGAGAGAAAGAAUUCCUCCUGAAAGAGGCUGUCGAGUCCCAGAGGAUGUGUGAGCUGAUGAAACAGCAGGAGGUUCACCUAAAACAACAGCUGUCGUUGUACACAGAGAAGUUUGAGGAGUUUCAGAGCACCCUGUCCAAGAGCAACGAGGUCUUCACCACCUUCAAGCAAGAGAUGGACAAGAUGACCAAGAAGAUCAAGAAGCUGGAGAAGGAGACGGUGAUGUAUCGCUCCCGAUGGGAGAGCAGUAACAAAGCUCUGCUGGAUAUGGCUGAGGAGAAGACCCUGCGGGACAGGGAGUGUGACGGCCUCCAGGGGAAGGUGCAGAAGCUGGAGAAGCUGUGCAGGGCGCUGCAGCAGGAACGCAACCAGCUCAGCAAGAGGGUCCAGGAGACCAGCCCAGAUGCCCCGGGCUCACCAACACCACCUGCAGACUCCCUAGAGCCCUGCCCACACCCAGACAGCCCUCCUGCCCCUGGCCCCAGCUCCCCAGGCCCUCACGCCUGCCACUGUGGUCCGGAGCUGGACUCUGAGAGCCAGGCCUGCUCUCUGCCGCUCGCUGCCCAGGAGUGAAGCCUCUCAGCUGGGGAGUGCUGCUCACAGGCUCCCCCGACCACCAGCCGACCUGCAGGUCACUGCUGCUGCGGUGUGUCUGAGGGCUCCAGAGCUGGAGGACGUUGGAGCUGAUUACUGAUCCAGGACCAGAUUAGCCUCGUCUGUUACUCCAGGCAUCUGAUCCUUCACCUGUCGUUAGCACUGACUGCCUCCCCCUCUGUCUGGUCUCUUGGGAGGGUUCAUGAUCAUGUUGAUGGGAAGAUUGUGCCUUCCAGAAGGUUCUUCUAGAGUGUUUUUGGUUUCUCACGUUGUUCUUUAAACUGUUCUACAUUAUCCUGGAUGCGUAUACGUGUACUCUUGCGUGCUAGAACGUGUCCCCAACAUGGCUGGGUUAGGGUUAGUAUCUUCCUGUAUCUUCCUGUGGGAGACGCUGAGCUCCUCUGCUGUACCAAGAGGCCGUAUCCUGCUGAUCUCUUCCCAGCCUGCCGGAGACUGCAGACUGGGUCUGACCACCUAGAGUAUGUUUCAGCAUGGUGAAGGCAGCUCCUCCCACAACAGGCUAGCUCCUCCCACAGCAGGCUAGCUCCUCCCACAGCAGGCUAGCUCCUCCCACAGCACGCUGGGCUGGUACUCCGCUCCCUCUGAAGCAGGACAUACUCAUGCAUUCCUUUCUUUUAUUCCUUUGUUUUCAUUACAAACUCCACUGACCACACAGCUAGACCAUCGAUAAAUUACUAGAAUAAAUACUGAUAAUGUUGAGACCCUGUCAGCUGCAAAGGGUUAGGGUUAGAUGCUUGUGAACCCUGUUUUGGGGGUGAAAGUUGUGUUCAUUUAUGAUAUGUGCUGCUCUACAUGACACAACAGUGUUGUUUUGUUGCACAAUGCUUCUGAUUUUGCAGGAUAUAUUUAUUUCAUAUAAUAUCUAAGAGUUAUUUGAACACUUGAGUAUCUAACAAAAACACCACUAUAUAUAUAUAAAUCUAUAACACCACUAUAUAUAUAUAAAUCUAUUUUUCUUAAAUCAACAUUUGUUUUCCGUGACCAAAUUAGGUGUUUCCUGAUUUUCUGUAAAUGUUAGAUUAGAUUCUACACACGUCACAUAGCUUCUUCUUUCCAUGUUGGCUUUCUUUGAAAUCCUGAGUUCUUUGGAACCCUGAUGGCUGUAUGCUGACCACUGACACAUCCCAGGGGAGAUUCACUAUUCCAUCUGUGUGUCUGAGAGUGGACGUGCAUUGCCUCUCAGUUCUGCUAGUAAAGUUUUGAAUCAAGUGAGGUGAUCAAAUGUUGAAUAUAUUUCUAUGCAACCCCUCUCUCUCCCCACCUCUCCCUCCUUCUCCCCCCCCCCCUCUCUGUCUCCUUCUCGGUGGUCUCACUCUUUGAUGAGCUCUCUCUUCUCUCUCCCCUCUUCCUCUUGGUGGUCUUACUCUACCAGUCUCAGUGGAUGAGGACCAGCUGAGAUUGGACCUCAGUUCUGUUAAUGCUGUCAUGGAUGUCUACACUUGUACCAGUCUCAAAGUAACACUCCUGGUUCUUGUCUCACUUUGACCUUUGAGUGGCUUGAGAACCAGUGUUGUAGACAAUGUUCCUUUACAUUCUAUUUGACUUCUGUAUUAGUAUGUGGUACAGGAUCAACAGCAGAGGUUUUCAAGGACCACAAAUGUUAAACUUUUCUCACUAUUCCCCAGAAAGCCAGACUCAGUCUUUAUCUUGAAAUACUUGAUGGGUUUAGAGAUUUAUCAAAAUUGAUCAGGAACCAAAGAUUCUGUCCUCAAAUUUGUUUUUGUUUGCCUUUUUUUUCUGUCCCGGUAAACUUGUUUCUUGUUAAAUAAACUAUUAGAUGAAAAUGUA